Messenger RNA from Salvia hispanica, 1246 nucleotides. RefSeq names its product putative plastid-lipid-associated protein 13, chloroplastic. The record is from RefSeq and is a predicted model, not a curated record. NCBI's taxonomy places the organism in Eukaryota, Viridiplantae, Streptophyta, Magnoliopsida, Lamiales, Lamiaceae.
UCAUUUGGUAAGCACACCACAAAGGUCGGAGGUUGAAAUAAACUCCUAUCAUAUUCAUAUUCAACCCAAUUAGCAUCAAUCAAGAAUCAUUGAAAUGGCAACCUCAAUUUCAACUCAGAGCCUAUUGUUAAUGCAUACUGCUCGUAUGUCCUCGCAUCCGUCUUCUGCCCCUGUGUUUUCUCUUGAAAAUCCUGUUAAAAAUGGUGCGAUAAGGAAAAGGAAAUUAAGCAGAAAAUGCAGAGCAAUGGUGCAGGAAACUGUACAAGGGCCUUCAGCUACUUAUGCCAGACAAAUGGAAACACUCUCUGCUAAAGAAUCUCUACUUCUUGCAUUCAAAGAUGCUGGAGGGUUUGAGGCACUGGUGACGGGGAAGACAACGAGUGAUCAACAAAUAGAUGUGAACGAGAGAAUAGUUAGCCUCGAGAGGCUCAACCCUACUCCAAGACCAACAACGUCUCCUUUUCUGGAAGGCAAUUGGAACUUCGAGUGGUUUGGAUCCGGGAGCCCUGGGCUUCUUGCUGCUAGGAUCUUGUUUGAGAGGUUUCCUCCAACAUUGGCAAGUUUAUCGAGCCUGGACGCAGUGAUCAAGGAUGGAUAUGCAAAUAUUUCUGCAAGUCUGAAAUUCUUAAAUUCGAUAGAGAGCAGAUUUGUAGUCUCCACCCGGCUAACUGUCGAGGGGCCACUUAGAAUGAAAGAGGAAUACGUUGAAGGGAUGUUUGGCUCCCCAAAAGUUAAUGAGGAAACAAUGCCUGAACAACUAAGAGGUGCUCUAGUUCAGGCUACUAAUACGUUGCAGCAGCUUCCUGUUCCCAUCAGGGAUGCCGUAGCAAAUGGAUUUAAGAUCCCUCUUGGUGGGACAUUCAGCAGGCUGUUUAUGAUAUCUUAUCUCGAUGAAGAGAUCCUGGACUCUAUAUGUGCAGAUUAUACGAGAUACUGCUGGAGUACCCGAAGUCCUUACAAGACUUGAUCCCGGGCCAUUGCCUCUAGUAGAGCCAAUAACCGAAUACGAAAGUUGAAGAUAGAGCAUAUGAUCUUCGUGUAAAAGGAUAGCCGAAGCAAAACUAUGGCUAGCAUACCUUUAUUUUUAUUAAUAAUACAAAGCUUCUAGUAUGAUUUUAUGAUUAAGGAACUUUCCUUUUUAAGAUAAUGCAAGCUGAGAUAAGCUUUUAGCAGUAGUUGAUGCAGGUAACAACUAGCUGUGGUAGUUAUAUGAGUUGGUAAAUAUUGAAGCCUUCUUCUUCUCUUU